Messenger RNA from Amyelois transitella, 956 nucleotides. RefSeq lists its product as uncharacterized. The record is from RefSeq and is a predicted model, not a curated record. The coding region runs from base 67 to 888 and encodes 273 amino acids. NCBI's taxonomy places the organism in Eukaryota, Metazoa, Arthropoda, Insecta, Lepidoptera, Pyralidae. The transcript is spliced from 6 exons.
CGAAGACUUCGCGAGUGCUACAGUGUAUUGAAUAAUCUGUGAUAUGUGACGAUUGGUUUAACAUUUAUGAGGAUGUAUGUCUUAUUGCUGGUUCUCAGCUUGCUUGUAAAAGAGUCCCUUCUGCUAAACAUACUUCGUGUGUCUAUCCCCACAUAUCGAGUGAGAGGUCAAACGGCCACGCUGGAGUGCGAUUACGAGCUUGGCACUGACACUUUAUACUCCGUGAAAUGGUACCGUGAUAACGAGGAGUUCUACCGGUACAUGCCCCAGAAUGAUCCUGUGAAGCAUGCAUACAAACUGGAAGGGAUUAAAGUCGAUUUACAAAAGUCGGACGCCAAAAGGGUGGUGUUACACCCGCUCAUGCUGAAAUCCACCGGCCUCUAUAGGUGUGAGGUUUCAGCCGAGGCGCCCAGUUUCGCAUCUGUAGCCGGAGAGGGAAGAAUGGAGGUCAUUUAUUUACCAAAAGAAGGCCCAAGAAUAACGGGAAAUGAACAAGAGAACAGAAGAGGAGAUUCUCUAUUCCUGAACUGCACGUCGAGUCGCUCCUACCCGGCUGCGGUGUUAAGCUGGGACAUAGAUGGAGAGAAGGUGACUGAUCCAGAGCUGUUGGUGGAGUACCCUCCGAUGCAGCAUCAGCACGGGCUCAUGUCGACAGCCCUGGGGCUGCGAGUUCCUGUGGGAAGGACCAUGCAAGUGCGCUGCACAGCGAGGGUGGCUCCUGCGUGGCGGGAAGGAAGUGAAGCUGUGGUCGGGAACAGUCAGCUAGCGGAUAGUAAAGAGGCUAUGCUACUUGUGAGGAGUUCAUCCGAAGCCUCCACGUUAAGUAUAAUGCUGUUAACACUUUCCCUCGCUCUAUUCUUCGGUACUGUAACUAAAUCAGUAACGUGAUAAAUUAUCACGUCUAUUUUCUUAACGAGACGUGAUUACGCAAUGCUCUUAGUUUCUUAGAGACUUUG